Molecule: messenger RNA, 2565 nt
Organism: Vollenhovia emeryi
Lineage: Eukaryota; Metazoa; Arthropoda; Insecta; Hymenoptera; Formicidae
Exons: 1
Coding region: 1-2565 (854 amino acids)
Biological process (GO): DNA integration
Molecular function (GO): nucleic acid binding
Source: RefSeq, a predicted model, not a curated record
AUGUAUCGUCAAGUAUUGGUACACCCUUCGCAAACAUCACUACAGAGAAUACUGUGGCGAGCUGAUCCAAUGGCAGACGUCGAAACAUAUGAAUUGGCCACGGUCACCUAUGGUACGUCAUCAGCUUCAUUUCUGGUAACUAGGUGCUUGAAACAUCUGGCGGAACAAUACUCAACAAAGUACCCAUUGGCUUCAAAAUGUAUCAGCCGUGACUUUUACGUCGAUGACCUUUUGACCGGAGCGGACACUAUCCAAGAAGCGGCAUCCAUACAAGAUCAGACAAUUCAACUACUGAAAAAGGGACAAUUUGAGCUUGACAAGUGGGCUUCAAACUGUCCACAAUUGUUAGAUUCAUUAAACAAUAAAAACUGCGAACCAAUAAACAUUGACGACGGCGUUAGCACACACAUCCUAGGCAUACAAUGGAAUCAAGCAUCCGACACGUUUCAUUUUUCUUACGAACCCGGGGAGGGUCACGCUAAGAUAUCUAAGCGCACUAUAUUGUCAGACAUCUCCAAGCUGUUUGAUCCACUAGGACUUCUUGGUCCAACCAUUGUCAUUGCCAAACUAAUUUUGCAGGAAUUGUGGCGUUCUGACGUCCAGUGGGAUGAGUCUGUACCGCAAACCAUACACUCUCGCUGGUUAACAUUUAAAUCGCAGCUUGAGGAGUUAAACCAACUGUCCAUCCAACGAUGCGUUAAACCUGGUACGAGCCGACAACACAUGCAGAUACACGGCUUCUGUGACGCAAGCAAGGACGCCUACGGAGCCUGUGUAUACAUUCGAACGGAGACCAGCCCCAAUGACUAUCUCGUUGCAUUACUCUGCUCUAAAUCCCGGGUCGCUCCCAUUAAAACAUUAUCAAUACCUCGACUGGAAUUAUCCGCAGCACUGCUACUGGCGCGGUUAAUCGGGAAGAUCAAAAUCUCAAUAGACAUUUCGGAUGUUCCAACAUUUCUGUGGUCCGACUCAACUAUAGCCCUUAAUUGGAUCGGCUCAUCAUCUCGUAAAUGGUCCGUUUUUGUGGCAAACCGAAUAGGCGAGAUACAACGACUAACUCAUCCUGAAAACUGGUGUCACGUACCAUCUACCCAGAAUCCAGCCGACAUAUUAUCCAGAGUUUUAAAUCCGCGCGAAUUGAUCAAUGCAGGUAUGUGGUGGAGCGGUCCCAGCUUCUUACAGAAUGACGACAGUCACUGGCCCGACAACAAUUAUCCCAGCUUGGACGACGACGCACCGGAACUGCGGAAAACCUGUACUGCCGUAACUACACUUAAUUGCAAUAUUGUAAACUCACUGCUGGACAGGAGCUCUAACUUGGACAAGGUCUGCCGCAUCUUAGCGUAUGGUCUAAGAUUUCUGAAAGUGCACGCAAGACCGUCCACGACUUUCGUAUCGCACGAAGAAAUAAACAAGGCCUUACAUCUAAUGGUUAAAUUGGUACAACGGCAAUCCUUCUCCGAAGAGUACAAGGAGCUAAGCAGGGGCAAGCUAGUCCAUUCGUCAAGCAGAAUUCAAUCGCUAAAUCCGUACGUAGAUGACGAGGGAAUAAUCAGGGUUGGGGGCCGCCUGAAGAACGCCAACUUACCAUUUGACGCGUGCCACCCAAUUCUCCUACCCAAGGAUCACGAGCUGACCAAACGAAUUAUUAUUCAACAGCACCUUCGCUACAUGCACGCAGGAGUGCAAGCUACCAUGGCCGCAGUCAGGGAACUUUUUUGGCCCUUGUCCUUGCGAUCAACGACGCGUAAAAUCCUUUUGAAUUGCAUUAAAUGCUUCAAAGUCAAACCAGUCAUUUCCGAAGCAUUAAUGGGAUCAUUGCCCCCGGGUCGUGUAACAGCCUCCAAACCAUUCUCGCAUUGUGGUGUAGACUAUGCUGGACCGCUUGUCUUACGGGAAGGCAAACGGCGAAAUGCCAGGAAUCAUAAGGCCUACGUGGCCAUUUUCGUUUGUUUCGCAACCAAGGCGGUACACGUGGAGCUCGUGAGCGAUUUGACUUCUGAAGCGUUCAUAGCUGCGUUCAAACGCUUCAUAUCACGUAGGGGCAAACCCUCUCACAUCUAUUCCGAUAAUGGCACAACAUUCGUUGGUGCACAAAAUCAAUUGAAGGAGCUGUUUGAUUUCCUAAAUAAGGAACAAGUAUUGGACGAUGUCAAACAGUUCUUUCGACUUCAGCAAACGUCAUGGACGUUCAUACCCUCUAAUGCUCCUCACUGCGGUGGCUUAUGGGAAGCCGCGGUGAAGUCCGUAAAGUAUCAUUUGACCCGCGUCGUCGGUAGAGCUCACUUAACUUUCGAAGAGAUGCAAACAAUACUCUGCGAAAUCGAGUCAAUCCUGAAUUCACGACCACUCACCGCCUUGAGUGCAGAUCCAAAUGAUUUAUCGUAUUUAAGCCCAGGUCACUUUCUGAUUGGUACCACUAUGAACAGUCUCCCUUCGCAUGACUUGACUGAUAUACAGGAAAACCGCUUAAUACGCUGGCAGCGGAUUGAGCAACUUAAGCAGCAUUUUUGGCGCCGUUGGAGCCAUGAAUAUCUUCACUUGUUGCAAGCGCGUCCCAAAUAG